CUACGAACAUAUUCUUGUUCUCCAGUUUUCAUUUAUAAUCAUAUAAUAUUUGUCAUGGUAUCAGAGCCGAAAUCCUGUCAAUAUUCUUAGAAAAUAAUUCUUAGUUUCUUGGUCACAAAAUGGCCGCGGGCAAUAAAGAUGAUACAUCGAGUAACCAAACACCGGUUAUUGAUUCUAUGUCUCCAUAUUUCAUCCAAUCCGGUGAUAAGCCCGGAGAUGUUUUUGUAACUUCGCUUCUACGAGAUGGCAAUUACGGAGAUUGGCUCGAUGAAAUGAGCAAUGCACUAUAUGCUAAAAACAAAUUUGGAUUUGUUAAUGGGGACAUCCCGAUGCCGGCGUCCGAUUCACCAUAUUUGCCGUAUUGGCAACGAGCCAAUGCCAUGGUUAAGGGUUGGCUUAACAGUAGCAUGGAGCUUGAACUAAGGCAAAGUGUGAAAUUCAAGACGGCGGCGGAGAUAUGGAAGGAUCUUGAAGAACGUUUUGGCAAGGAAAGCACACCUCGUGCAUAUGAGUUGCGCAUCAUGUUGAGCGGAACGCGACAAGGCGGACAAUCUAUAUCGGCAUAUUUUAGUCGGCUAUGACGCAUAUGGGAUGAGAUGGCAUCCCUCUCCAAGACCCCGUUCGUGUGGUAAAUGCUCUUGCAAUAUCACCAAAAAAAUUAAUGAGGCUCGAGAUAGGGAUCGUCUAUAUGACUUUCUUAUGGGUCUAGACGACUACUACAGUCAACUUAAAUCCCAAAUAUUGGCCACGCAGCCGAUCCCAACCUUGACUGCUGCCUACCAUCUCAUAUCCGAGGGGGAGCAGCACCGUAUGAUUGCAACAUCACGCAAAGCAGGACUUGAAGGUUCAGCCUUUCAAGCACAAGCAAAAUCCACUUCUGAUCCAAAUCGGAAAAUAAAUGGAAAGGAGGUCCGCUACUGUACCCACUGUGGCAAAAGCAACCAUACACAUGAGACGUGCUUUGAGAUAAUUGGCUACCCAGCCAAUUGGAAUACUCGCACCAAAGACGGAAGACCCCAGGGAAGUCGCGUAGCUGAUCAACGUUCCACUCGGUCCAAUGACCGUUUUGGAAACCCACAAAAGCGGGGGGGACCACCUCAUGUAGCGCACGUCGAGCAGCCAACAGAUAAUGUUUUGGGUUUCUCAGACGAACAGCUCCAACGAUUGGCUCAAUUCAUGCGUGCUGAAUUCUUCCAGGGAACUACAUCUGAGGAUCACUCCGAUCCACAAAUUAAUAUGGCAGGUAAAAUGGAUUUUCAGCAAACAUGGAUAAUAGACUCGGGGGCAACGGAGCAUAUUACGUGUGACGAAGCACUCUUAACCAACAUCAUGGCCAAUCCAUCGGAGUCCCCUGUCCGCAUACCUAAUGGUGAUAUCGUGGCGGUUCAUUAUGUUGGCAGUGUCGAAUUGUCCAACGGCCUUACCCUCGAGGAAGCCGAUUGGAGUGGGUAGAUUCUACAAUGGGUUGUAUUAUUUGGAGCCUUUUAACGAGCGGGUGGCAAUGUUAGUUUCUCCACAUGCUGAGGGGCAAUUGUUGUGUGUUUACCAUAAAUGUUGCUGAAUUUCUAAUGGUGGACAAAGACAUGACUAAAGUUUCAAAGAAAGAGAUGGAAAAGUACCGACAAGAAAUGACGACAGAGCUGCGGAUGUAUACAUCAUGAGAAAAGGAGCUGGUUUAACAUGAUGUAUUGAUCUGUACCAUAAAUCCAACAGACUGACUAAGAAGUUUUGUAAUAAUUAGGUUUUGAAAAAGAAAGUACUUGUAAAACUUCUUUCGUUUGCUCAUUAAGACUUCUCC
Molecule: messenger RNA, 1798 nt
Organism: Cuscuta epithymum
Lineage: Eukaryota; Viridiplantae; Streptophyta; Magnoliopsida; Solanales; Convolvulaceae
Source: the annotation of a GenBank genome assembly